AUGGCAAAUUUGCUAUUCAGUGAUGUAGCCUACAAAGCAAGAGACAGAGAAGAUCUGAUAGCAGGACUAGACGAGUUUUUGGAUGAAGUCACAGUCCUUCCUCCUGGCGGGUGGGAUCCAAAGGUUCGGAUAGAGCCACCCAAAAAAGUGCCCUCUGCAGAGAAGAGAAAAUCUGUGUUUUCUCUGAGCGAAGCAACCCAGAUGAACGGGGCAGUUGGAGGAGCAGCAGGGGGUGGGGGUGGGGGCAACGAAGAUGAUGAUCUUCCUGCUGUCCAUGAAAUUGGGGAAGAGCUGAUCUGGACUGGACGGUUCUGCGGGGGGAUGUAUUUGGAUCUGAAGAGGAAGCUGCCCUGGUUCUUCAGCGACUUCUAUGAUGGCUUCCAUAUCCAGUCAAUCUCUGCUGUGCUCUUCAUCUACCUGGGCUGCAUCGCCAAUGCCAUUACAUUUGGUGGCUUGUUGGGGGACGCUACUGACAACUACCAGGGCGUCAUGGAGAGCUUCCUGGGAACUGCCAUUGCGGGCGCCGCCUUCUGCUUGCUGGCAGGGCAGCCCCUCAUCAUCCUGAGCAGCACAGGGCCCAUCCUCAUCUUUGAGAAGCUGCUCUAUGAUUUCAGCAAAGGUAACAGUAUUGAUUACCUAGAGUUUCGCCUCUGGAUCGGCUUACACUCAGCGGCCCAGUGCCUUAUUCUGGUGGUUACAGAUGCCAGCUUCAUAAUUAAGUACAUCACUCGCUUCACUGAAGAAGGCUUCUCCACUCUGAUCAGCUUCAUAUUCAUCUAUGAUGCGGUUAAAAAGAUGAUUGGAGCCUUUAAGGUCUACCCUAUCAAUAUCAACUACAAUCCAGACUAUGUGACUAUGUAUAAAUGUGAAUGCAUAGCUCCAGAUGCAGCAAAUACAACAUUGUUCAAUGCUUCAGUUCCAUUGGUACCAAACAAUGUUAAUAUUUCUAUGUAUAAUCCUAUUAAUGUAACAGUUCUGGACUGGACUCAGUUGAGCAAAAAGGAAUGCCUGAAAUAUGGAGGAAGUCUGGUGGGGACGUCUUGUAAAUUUGUCCCCGAUUUGGCCCUCAUGUCUUUCAUUCUCUUCUUUGGAACAUAUUCCAUGACUCUGACUCUGAAAAAGUUCAAGUUUAGUCGCUAUUUUCCAACCAAGGUCAGGAGCCUAAUUGCUGACUUUUCCAUUGUCUUCUCCAUCUUGUUCUUCUGUGGAAUAGAUUUUUGUUUUGGACUGGAUACUCCCAAGUUGCAUGUGCCCAGUAUCAUUAAGUUCCGUAAACUUAUUAGUGACUUCUCUAUCUUCAUGUCCAUACUAAUGUUUGUUGGUCUUGAUGUUUUGUGUGGGCUGAACACUCCAAAACUGCAAGUGCCUACAGAAUUUAAGCCCACCCGCCUCGAUCGAGGGUGGUUUGUGUUCCCCUUUGGAAAAAAUCCUUGGUGGGUCUACUUGGCAAGUGCACUUCCGGCUCUUUUGGUCACUAUCCUGAUCUUCAUGGAUCAGCAAAUUACAGCCGUGAUUGUGAACAGGAAGGAACACAAGCUGAAGAAAGCCGCAGGCUACCAUUUGGACUUGUUCUGGGUUGGAGUCCUCUUGGCAGUGUGUUCAUUCAUGGGGCUACCCUGGUAUGUGGCAGCCACUGUAAUUUCCAUAGCACACAUUGAUAGUUUGAAGAUGGAGACAGAGACCAGUGCGCCAGGAGAACAACCGCAGUUCCUAGGAGUGAGGGAGCAGAGAGUCACGGGGAUUCUUGUCUUCCUUCUGACUGGGAUUUCGGUCUUUCUGGCACCUAUUCUCAAGUAUAUCCCCAUGCCAGUCCUGUACGGGAUCUUCCUCUACAUGGGAGUGGCCUCACUCAAUGGCAUUCAGUUUUGGGAGCGCUGCAAACUCUUCUUGAUGCCGGCCAAACACCAACCAGAUUAUGCCUACCUACGUCAUGUGCCCCUUCGAAAAAUCCAUUUGUUCACUACCACUCAGAUUAUCUGCUUGGCCAUCCUCUGGAUCCUGAAAUCCACAGUGGCAGCCAUUAUCUUCCCUGUGAUGAUUUUAGCCUUAAUUUUAGUCCGGAAGAUGUUGGACUUUGUCUUUUCCCAGCAUGAUCUGGCUUGGAUUGAUAACAUCAUUCCUGAAAAAGAGAAGGUGGAUGACAAGAAGAAAGAAAAGAAAAAGAAAGGCCGAAGAACCGAGGAGGGGCACCCUGAGGAGGAGAAGAAUCUUCCAGUUGGAGUUUUGCAUUCUGAUUCCUCCCCUAACAAUUCUGAUCCAGAUCGCAGUAUUACACUUCAUUUGAAGAUUUCCUGCCCAUCUUCUCCAGCCUUUAGCUAUUCUCGAAGCCCCAUCUGUACGGUACCCCAGGUGAAGAUAGAGAUGGGAUCCAAUUAUGAAGAUACCGACACCGAGAGACAGCACCCACAGGACAUGGGCAGUGAAACGACCCUCUAGUCUCCACAUGCCUUCCCCCCACCCUUGUAUUAUAAACCCAGAGGUCACUGGAUGUUCCUGGGCCUUAUCCAACACUAAAGAAUUGAACACAAACAUUAGAUGAGUUGUGGAACUGUGAGGAACACAGAGACUUUUACUCAGACAUUUGUGGGAAAGAUAGUUCAGGAUCCCAUUCUAUGGGGAUAAAGGAGUUUCUUAGACUGGAAGCAAUUUUAGCUUAUCAGAUUGCAUCCUUGUUGAACAUUGUGAUGAGAUGUUCCCGGCAUUCUUCAGCAUCUUUAACUUGAACUUAUUCUGUGUUGCCACAGCCUGGAAUUCAGUUGAGCCACUAGCUGAGCGUUUAAUCCAAGGAGCCAUAAAACCUCCCCUCAGAUGGCUCACUUUUUUUGCAGACACUUCUUGACUAAACCUAAAUUUCUAAGUAACAAAGCAGUCCCAAGCUAUGAUUUGAGCAAAUGGAUGGAACACUCCCAUUGCAUUCAUCCAUUCCUACCAAAUGGUUAGAAGGAAAUGGAUCUGUGCUUUUCUAGACAAGAAAAAAAACAGCUGUGUUGAAAACGUUGAGCUGGCUUUCCAUCCCCCCCUUCCUGCCAUCCUGCUUUCUGUGGAUGUCUCAAUGAGGCCAAAAUCUAACCACGGAAAGAAAAUUAAGCUUAUUGUUGCUGUCCUCUUUAACCAAAACCCUAUUUCUCUCUUCUCAAAAUGGAUCUGAUGAUGAGCUAUACAUCCCCCAGCAGAAACUUGUUGCAUUGACAUCAUGGUAACCAUCCUUGCCACCAUGAUGGCAACACAGCAUUAGUGGCAAAACAGCUGGCAUCAUAAUUUUAUUAGGAAAGUGAAUGAACCCCAAUUAUAGCUUUUAAUAAAUAUGAAGAUUUAUAUUUUUCUUGUGACAUAGCAUAAAAGGCAAAAUUGGACUUUGAAGAAGUGGAAUAGAUAAAAUAUUGAUGAUUUGGGGUGCUGUUAAGACUCUUGAGAAUACCAUGGCAGCAAGGAAAAUAAACAACUAAAACAAAUCAUUCAGUUCUGAGGCACAAAUGACCAGCUCAAAUGACCAAAUCCUGAAGUCUUGUAUCCUAAAGCUUUUGUAGAAAGGAUAACCAGCGGAUCGAACGGAUUCCAUUGCAACAGCAAUGAGUGCACCAUUAAGAGACCUCUAGAUUGAAGUAUACUAGAGAAAGCCUAGAACAUACUAUCUAAUUACUAAGAAUAUCAAUUUCGUAUUUAAUCACACUUGUUUUCUUUUCCCUGGUAUCCAUCCAAGUUUUGGAGCAUUUAUGUUUGCUGAUGGCUAAAAAAUAAACCAGCCUUUUCCAUUGUGAA
Molecule: messenger RNA, 3759 nt
Organism: Thamnophis sirtalis
Lineage: Eukaryota; Metazoa; Chordata; Lepidosauria; Squamata; Natricidae
Source: RefSeq, a predicted model, not a curated record